Molecule: messenger RNA, 1587 nt
Organism: Purpureocillium lilacinum
Lineage: Eukaryota; Fungi; Ascomycota; Sordariomycetes; Hypocreales; Ophiocordycipitaceae
Source: RefSeq, a predicted model, not a curated record
AUGGCGGACCAGAAGAUGCAGAGGAGGGCAGGCCAACAGUUCGACGAGGAGGUAUCCGCAAACGUCCUCGAGCUCAUUCAGGAGACGGAGCAGGCCUUCGAGGCCGUCGGAAAUGCCAUCAACGACGCGAGCUCAGUUUCGCGGCUGCCCGACUCUCUCCAUCUCGCAGCGCCAUCUCCAAAUGUACCCAGACACCAUUCCCAAGGUCCAUCUGCGCCCUCGGCCGAGCGUCUCCAGCCCGUCCCGCCGCCGCCUAAAGCGGCAGAACCUAAACUGUCGGCCAAAAAGAGUGGAAAUGCCCUCCGCAGGGCAAUGAUGGAAGGCGUCGGGAGCAAGCUUCUGGGCCAGCGCUUCAAACGCAUCGUGGCUGACGAGAUGCUCACUCCGGCGCGCAUAGAAGAGCUCAAGAAGAAGCGCGAGCAAGCCGAAGCCGAAGAAGAGGCCAAGCUGCAGCUGGCAUGCGACGUUUCGAACAAUGAGCAGAUUGACAUGACAGACACACCAGAGGAGCCCUUCCACCUGGAGCGGUUUGUCACGCACGAUGAUGCCCCGGCUGUGGAGUCGCCUCCGAAGUCUAGCGAGGUCAACGAUAGGCAUUUGAAUGCCGUGACUGACGUUGAAACGACGCAUCUCGCACCCCCGCAACAAGGCGGAUCUAGUCAGGCGUCUGCAGAGUACACGGCCAUGACUGACGACAUGCCCCUUGACAACACUUCAUUUCUCAUGGCCCCUUCUAGAAGCCCAACUCCAGGCAGACUCACGCCAGAGCCGAGACGGCUCUCGACGAUACCUGAGAUUAUAGUGGACUCGAGCCCACGACAGUCGCUGCAGGAGUCGGCAGUCGCAACGACGCGGCAUCAGCAGCGCAGGAACUCGGACGACGAUUUCAUUUAUUUGAAUGGCACCGACAUUUCUUUUACAAAUCGCUCCUUUCGGCAUGGGCCCAUCGCGUGCCACAGGCCGGAGCCGACCAAGAGAGACGCAGAGUUGGAGGUUGACGAGUCGGUGGACUGGACGGCUUUCCACAUGGCCAUCAUGGGCGGCGCCGGAGAUCUCGCCUCGGGCCUGUACGAGGACGAGCAGGAAGACAUGGCUGAGGAGAUGGCGGAGUGGUUCGAUGAGUUUGGAUUCGAGACGCACGGGCAGCUCAUCCCGAGCUGCGAUGACUCGUCACGGAGCUCAUCACAGAGCGAUACCUCGUCGUCGCCAUCAACGGUCGACUUGGACGCGGACCUCCCCAUUCCAGUCCACAUGGAACAGCCCAAUUUAUAUCAUGCGCACAGCCGCAGCGACGGGUCCAUCGACCCGACAGCAGGCCCAUUUGACGCAAUUCGAUUCUUUCGCAGCAGCAGCCUCAAGCGCUGGAGAGCCAUGGAAGAACCGGCGUACUGGGCGCCUUCGAUACGCCGAAACUCGGGAAGGAAGCCGAUGAAGAGGCCGGACCCGUUGGUGGUGGGCAACGAGGACUACGGCUAUGGCGACGUGAGCGAGACAGUUGCAGACAUGGCCCCCAUGAGCUGCAACUUGGAGAACGACUUGGGCGACUAUCUCCGCUGGGGGUCGCAGCACGUCGGCGACUCGAUGUGA